CGCUGCAAGGAGCAGCAAGAAGACUUCUGCUUACCUGUCAGUUGUAGCCACGGCCAAAUUCAUGCAUUAUAGUCUUGGAUAGCUGUAUUUGAGCAUGGACAGCGAGGGGAGAAAAGUGGUGGUCUGUGACAAUGGGACAGGGUUUGUCAAGUGUGGCUUCGCUGGAUCCAACUUCCCCGACCACAUCUUCCCCGCCAUGGUGGGUCGACCACUCAUACGCUCGACCACCAAAGUGGGCAACAUUGAGAUAAAGGACCUGAUGGUGGGCGAUGAGGCCAGCGCAUGCCGCUCCAUGCUGGAGGUGUCCUACCCCAUGGAGAACGGCAUGGUGCGCAGCUGGGAGGACAUGCUCCACCUGUGGGAUUACACCUUCGGCCCCGACCGCCUGGACAUCAACCCGUCAGAAUGCAAGAUCCUGCUGACCGAGCCGCCCAUGAACCCCACCAAGAACCGGGAGAAGAUCGCGGAGGUCAUGUUCGAGAAGUACCAGUUUCACGGCAUCUAUGUGGCAAUUCAGGCGGUGCUCACUCUGUAUGCUCAGGGUUUGCUGACCGGCGUGGUCCUCGACUCGGGGGACGGCGUCACCCACAUCUGUCCCGUGUACGAGGGCUUUUCUUUACCCCAUCUCACGCGCAGGCUGGACAUCGCGGGACGUGACAUCACGCGGUACCUCAUCAAGCUCCUGCUUCUCCGCGGUUACGCCUUCAACCACACGGCCGACUUUGAGACCGUGCGUCUGUUGAAGGAGGAGCUCUGCUACGUGGGGUACAACAUCGAGCAGGAGCAGCGCCUGGCCCAAGAGACCACCUACCUGGUGGAGACCUUCACGCUCCCGGACGGCCGGCAGGUGAAGGUGGGUGGAGAGAGGUUCGGGGCCCCCGAGGCUCUCUUCCAGCCCCAUCUCAUCAACGUGGAGGGAGCAGGAGUGGCGGAGCUGCUGUUUAACACCAUCCAGGCUGCAGACAUCGACCUCAGGUCAGACUUCUAUAAGCACAUUGUUCUGUCGGGAGGGUCCACCAUGUACCCGGGACUUCCCUCCAGACUGGAGAGAGAGAUCAAGCAGCUCUACCUGGAGAGGGUGCUGGACGGAGACACGCAGAAACUAUCAAAGUUUCGGAUCCGCAUCGAGGACCCGCCCCGGCGUAAGCACAUGGUGUUCCUGGGCGGCGCGGUGCUGGCCAACAUCAUGAAAGACAAGGACUCCUUCUGGCUGAGCAGGGCGGAGUACGAGGAGAAAGGCCUGGGGGUGCUGCAAAAGCUGGGAGGUGGAGUCAGAUAAAAAAAAUACAACUUGUAAAGAACAAACAACAUCACGCAGAUAUUUCAGCUUUUAUAUCAACUUCUCACCUCUUGUAGCCGUGCUGGAGGAACAAACGCUAUGUACUGGUGUCAUGGCGCCGUCAAAUGGCGCUCCUUCAUUCCUGCUAGCGCGGGAACAAUUUUUUAAUUAAUCAAUUAGUCGACUGACACGUUUUUUUUGUUUGUUUAUAUCAUUUAAAAAUUGACAUGUUUUGACUGUUUUUUGACCCCCAUAUUGUGCUUUGUAUGGAAACCAUAAGAAAGUGAUGUUAAUGUGUGCUGGGAAACGCCACUGACUGAAAUGUGAAAUGUUUUAAAUGUUUUAAAUGGUAAAUAAUCACAAACCUGUCAAACUAGACUGGAGCAACAAAGCAAUCUUAAAAAGAGUAUUAAGAAAUUCUCUGUCUGGAUAUUUUCUUUGCAUUUGGGCCAAAUUAGUCCUAAUAUUUUAUUAGUAUGAGGAUGUUUAACAACUUUUAAAUGAACUUGAUCAAACAUGCCAUUAAAGU
Molecule: messenger RNA, 1808 nt
Organism: Cyclopterus lumpus (lumpfish)
Lineage: Eukaryota; Metazoa; Chordata; Actinopteri; Perciformes; Cyclopteridae
Exons: 9
Coding region: 95-1279 (394 amino acids)
Biological process (GO): Arp2/3 complex-mediated actin nucleation
Cellular component (GO): Arp2/3 protein complex; actin cortical patch
Molecular function (GO): actin filament binding
Source: RefSeq, a predicted model, not a curated record